This is a messenger RNA of Suillus discolor, 1203 nucleotides long. RefSeq lists its product as uncharacterized. Bases 1 to 1203 code for a protein of 400 amino acids. The transcript is spliced from 9 exons. NCBI's taxonomy places the organism in Eukaryota, Fungi, Basidiomycota, Agaricomycetes, Boletales, Suillaceae. The record is from RefSeq and is a predicted model, not a curated record.
AUGGUUUUGAAUGCGACUUCACAGCCUGAGGGUUCUCCUCUCUCAGCUGCCCAGGUGGAGGCCGUUCCUCUACGAGGCUACAAGGACUCCAAAUCCUACACCGUCUUGGCGGCCUCUGCUGCACCCAACUCCGCAAGCACUGGACGAUUGGCUGCUGUCGCUGCCAGCAACAAUCCUCGCUUUUGGGACCCCAAGAUUCACAGCGAGCAAUGGUAUGAUACUCACAGCAACCCUUUCACUAUCCAGUUUCCUGCUAUGAUUGAGCCCACUGGGAAACACUCCCGGUUGGACCCUUAUUUCUCGCUGCCCACUUUGAAGCAGCUUAAACUUAGGGAUGUGAGGACGGUGAAAGUGCAGUUCCAGCUCCGAACACUAGAUGAGGACUAUCCAACUGAGGCCGUGGUUUGCAGCAAGAAAGCUGUGAAUACCCUCAUGCUUCUGGUCAGCCAAUGCGAGGCCGCUCGGGGUAAGGACAACCAUGACAUUAUCCAAUUCCUCCGCAAUGUGGGGAACUCGAGCGCAGAUCUGCUUCACUUCGUGCUGCACUUGGAGCCUUUGCUGCCAGAGGCAGGGGAGGUGAGAAGGGAGGUGGUGCCCAAAUUCUCCCUGGAGGACUUCGAAAACACCGACUUGGUCUUUUCUGGCACGUGUAUUGACCCCGAUGGGGAACUGCACAGACGUGCUCAAACUGAAGUUCUCGGGAACACGAGGUAUGACGUCGGCUGGAAAUCUGCGACAGACACUGAUGUAUCAGACCUGCCUGACCCUCAUGGGCACUACCAUACCAUGAUGGAUCUUUUCCAUCUGGAAAAUGUGCCAGUGGUGGUGCCUAAUGUUCGGGACGCCAAUGGUGCCCUGAUCCAUCCUGCGGAUUACAGUAAGAUAUUCACUUCGGCGAUGCCGGUGGUGGCUGAGAUCGUGAUGCGAAUGUGGAUGUUCGCCCCUGAUGGGAAGCGGGAGAAAGGGUCGAGGAUCUAUCAGACAACUUUGAAGUCCUUGAAAUUGCUGCCAAAGGACGAGCCAGGGAUGGCACCAUUGGGACAAGGUGCAGGGCGACAUAACAAACGGCAAGGGCAAGUGAAAGGCCGAUGCCGGCCCCGGCAACGGUGGUCUGGCCAAGAAGGCACAGAAGGUGGUCGCGAGUGGGUGAACAGCUUGCUGAAAGUGCACGUGUUACCAGAAAUAAUGUUUGUUGGUGUUUGA